AAAAAUAAACCAACAAAAACAAAGAAAAACAAACAAACAAAAAAUAACACAACAAAACAAAAGCUUAAGAAGAAAAAAACUUUAGAACUUUAUUUAAAAUAAAAAAAAAAGAAACAGCAAGAAAAGAAAUCUGCCAACCAAAAUACGAUAAUAGGAUAAUACAAAAAAAAUCAGUUUUGAGACGACCCCCCACCGCACGGUUUCCCGCGGAAAUGUACCGGAAGUUCGAAAGUUUCGACAACCUCAAACAUUUACUGCCUGCAACAGCCUGACAGAGUUUAAUAGAUAUUCUAUUGAGAUGGUGAAGACUUCUAAUAAGACGCAUAUGUUUCUACAGGAAGAUGCUAACAAGUUACUGCAUAAUAAAUUCAUUGUUAUCAUUGGAGAUUCAAUUCAGAGAGGUAUUUAUAAGGACCUGGUAUUAUUGCUACAGAAAAACAAGUACUUGAGGGAAACAGAUUUAAGGAAGAAGGGAGAAUUUUCCUUCAUUGGUGACCAAUUAAUUGAGGGUGGACAGAAAGGUGUGAUGACAAAUGGGAAGAACUACAGAGAGAUCAGACAAUACCAGACAGAUUAUAACCUGAUUAGAUUCUACUUUGUCACACGCUGUUACAACACCUAUAUUGAAUCCAUCCUUUCAGAUCUGACAGAAGACCCAAAACCUGAUGUUGUCAUUAUGAACUCUUGUCUAUGGGAUAUCACAAGAUAUGGCAAAGCGAGUGUUGAAAUGUACAAGGAAAACUUAGAUAAACUAUAUCAGAGAUUCAAAGAAUGUCUUCCAGAAGAAUGUUUAGUAUUAUGGAAUGCAACUUUACCUAUUAGUAAAGAUGCAAAAGGUGGCUUCAUAGUUCCAGAGAUUGAAUUUAUGAACUCAACAUUAAGACUGGACAUUUUAGAGGCUAACUUUUAUGCUCGACAGAUAAUAUCUUCUAAUGGAUAUGACUUUUUAGAUCUUCAUUACUAUCUUCGUGGUCAGCUUCAACGCAGAGUUGGUGAUGGUAUUCACUGGGACAUGACAGCUCAUCGUAGAAUCACAAAUCUCAUCCUGACUCAUUUAGCAGAAGCAUGGGGAGAGGAUGCACCAGGAUCUGUUGAGAGAAUGUUACCCCCUCCUGCAAACAGAUUUAACCAUUCCAUUGUAGAUAAUCUCAGCAGACGACCACCUGUUGCUGCUGUUUCCCCAAUAAACUUUGGUGUAGCUAGGACAUUGAUCAAUGAAAGUUGUAAACAGAGACCUAUUAGUGACUAUAAUAUUACUAGAUCUGUCAACAACAUCAACACUGCCUCUGGUUACCAAUGGCAACCAUAUGCAAAUGAUGACUACCAUCCAACAAAUAAUAUGAACAGGAACCGAUCACGAUUGCGAGAUCAGCCGUACCACACUCCAUUCCAAAUACCUUCAAGUGUUCAGCAACCUUUUAUGUUUAACCAUUAAUGUUGAAAGUCGUCAAGAGAUUUGUUAUUGCUGUUAGUAUAAUUGAGUAUGUUAUAAUGCUUGGAUUUUUGAACAUCUUAGUGCUGUUUUAGAUUUUCUUAAAUUGAAAGGGAAAAGAAAAAUAAUAAGCUUGAAGUUAUUUGACCAACCCUCUUGUCCCACCACCCUAAAUAUUGGUAUUUUUGUUUAUAAGAAUUGAAAGUUAUGAUCUGAUUCAGACCUGUCCGUCGAAACUUUCAGAAUGUAACUCUGACCAUGUUAGAAAUUUAGUGACAAAACAAUGUAUUGGACUUUUUUUUGUAUAUUUUUCUAAAUUCAAAUAAAUAAAUUAGUAUAUAAAAUUUGAAAUUUGAAAUUUGAAAAGACAAAAAAAAAAAAAAAAGGAAGAGAAACAGCACAAAUUUUUUCCAAAGAUUUUGACUAUAUCUCAUAAUUUCAUUUCAGUGCAAAAAUAAUUUAAACUAAACAAUAAAAAUAUCAUCGACAAGCAAUUUCAAGUUCUUAAAUGCAGCAUGUUAUUUUCAUGACCUAACCAGUUUUAAGUUUUUAAGACUGUACUUUUUUGAAUUUCAGACGGUUGAGAAAUUUAUUUUGUAAAUAGUUAGAACUAGCUAGACUUGGAGAUUUUGUGUUGCUUUUGCAACAAAUAUAGUGCUUGACAUACUGACCCCACUUACUUAAUUUUGUAAUAAAAUUUUAUUGGGGAUACAAAAUUCCUGAUAAAUUUUAGUAGUCCCUAUUAUAUGAAAGACUUUCAUAUGGCCAAAGAUAACUCCGGGAUCCUGGACUGCAAAUUUUGUGUAGGUGCUCAUUUAAUCAUGUUUGAUAGUAGAUCUCAUUUAUGAUUUAAAAAUAUAUAAGAAUAGUUGCAACAAAAUUAUCUUUACUUGAACUAUUUAGACCAAAACAGAAAAAAAUCAAUGUGUGGAUUUGAUUGUCUGAAUUUCAUGGGUGCUAAAUGGCAUGCUGUCAUAAAAACACAACUUCAAAUUUGAUAUAAAAACUUUUUUAAAUAUUAAUUAUAGGUUGAAGUGGGUUUUUUUUUAAAUUUUUUCUCUGAAAAACUUUUUAUACAAAUUAUAAAGUAUUUUUAUGGAAUCAAUGAAAACCUUAGGUCUUCUAGUCCAAUUUGUUUUCUUCUCAGCUCUUUGCAGAUAUGAAGCCAACAUUUGCUCCAUAAAUGUAUAAUAGUAGUUACAGAUCUAGAUCAUGUGCAAGUUUCAUUUUUGUUGACUUUUGACCUUAUAGGGCCACUGGAUUUGAAUAUGUUUUCUUCUCCAUUUUCAACCUAAUUAAUAUUUACAUAUUGAGUUUAGAUUUAGGUUGUAGAUAGUAGAUUUAGAUUGUAUAAUGAUUAGUUGCAGAUUUCUAUUAAAGUAAUAAAUAGGAUUAAAUGUUGUUUCUAAAUAUAAACCCAACAUUCUGAAUCAUUUGUUUAAUUUGAGCAUGUUUUAAUCAUGUUUUAACUCCUGUCCAGUAUUGUUAUAGAAACUUGCACAUAACCCUUUAGGCUUUCAUUGAAAGCAUCCAUUGCAAAUGAUGGUUUCCUUAUGAAUUUGAAUUGAGUGUGUUGAUAUAAACCUUACAUGUUGUAGUUUAAUUUUUUUUUAUCUGAUGUUAUGAUGCAGUUUUGCUACUGUUUUCCUGUUAAAUUUUUAUACAUAUUUGACGAUGGUGAUUUUGUAUUAAAUUGCAAUCAAAUUAUAAAAAUAUUAUAUGACAAAAAUAUUAUAUAGGUUUUGUCCAAAAGUGUAGAUAGCUUGAAAAGAACUAAUUUCAUAACAGAGCUAACCAUUUAUUAUUAACAUUUCUAUGCAAAAUACAGAAGAAUUAAGAAGCAAAAUUGUGUAAAUGGAAGUUGAUUUUUUAUUUUUAUGUAAAUUACAAACAAGAUUAAUUAACGGAUACUGAGUACAUCUUUUGAAGGAAAUAUAAAGUUUUGGUACACCAGAAUUUGUUAAAUAGAAUUGCAGUCUACUUGGACUUGCUUUGAAAGGGGUAAAGGUGUUAAAACAUAGCCACAAAAGAAAUAUUUUUUAUAGUGUUUCUUUUCUAUUAUGUUGAAAUUGUUAACAAAUCAUAGUGUUCAUUAAGAUUUUCAUGAUUCGUAGGUAGUUCACUUAUAACACUUACUUGUAAUUUAUUUGUAUAGGUAAGUAAGUGACCAGUUUGAUCAUUGAUUGUUCAUUUCUUAUUAUGUUAUAAAUAGUUACAUUUGUACAUAUAUUUGUUUUCUUUUAUAAAGUAAACUA
Messenger RNA from Mytilus californianus (California mussel), 3687 nucleotides. RefSeq names its product PC-esterase domain-containing protein 1A-like. Bases 299 to 1435 code for a protein of 378 amino acids. The record is from RefSeq and is a predicted model, not a curated record. The transcript is spliced from 5 exons. Lineage: Eukaryota; Metazoa; Mollusca; Bivalvia; Mytilida; Mytilidae.